Molecule: messenger RNA, 1881 nt
Organism: Metarhizium acridum CQMa 102
Lineage: Eukaryota; Fungi; Ascomycota; Sordariomycetes; Hypocreales; Clavicipitaceae
Product: Leucyl aminopeptidase yscIV
Biological process (GO): proteolysis
Cellular component (GO): cytosol
Molecular function (GO): aminopeptidase activity; metallopeptidase activity; epoxide hydrolase activity
Source: RefSeq, a predicted model, not a curated record
AUGGCCAACCGCGAUCCCACCACUCUGUCCAACUACUCGGCUUGGCGCACCAAGCACACCACCGUCAACUUCAAGCUGGACUUUGACCAGAAGCUCCUCAAGGGCACCGCCACGCUGCAGCUCGAAAGCCAGACCGAUAAGGGGAGCAACGAGGUCAUUCUCGACACCAGGUUCAUCAACGUCCAGGGCGUCAAUGUCAACUCGGCCGAGACCGAGUGGGAGCUGAAGCCUCACAGCGACCCCUUUGGCGCUCCUCUCCGCAUUUCUGUUCCCGAGGGCGCCGCCAAGGGAGACGUCAUCAAUGUUGCCAUAGAUCUGGAGACGACGGCAAAAUGCACUGCUUUGCAAUGGCUCACCCCUGCUCAGACGUCCAACAAGAAGCACCCUUACAUGUUCUCGCAAUGCCAGGCCAUCAAUGCCCGGUCCAUCUUCCCUUGCCAGGACACUCCGGAUGUCAAGUCUAGCUUCACGUUCAAGCUCACUUCUUCAUUGCCUGUCGUGGCUAGUGGUGUUCCUGUUGGAGACCACACCCCGGCCGUGGGCACCGAGAAGACAUACGAGUUUGAGCAAAAAGUUCCCAUCCCGUCGUACUUGUUCGCCGUUGCCUCUGGUGAUAUUGUAUCCGCCAAGAUUGGCUCGAGAAGCGUGGUUGUUACAGGACCUAACGAUUUGGAUGAGUGCAGGUGGGAGCUGGAGCGGGACAUGGACAAGUUUAUGGAGGUUGCUGAAAAGCUCGUCUUUCCUUACAAGUGGGGAGAGUACAAUGUUCUUGUUCUGCCUCCCAGCUUUCCCUACGGAGGCAUGGAGAACCCCAUUUACACAUUUGCUACCCCUACCAUCAUCAGUGGUGACCGUCAGAAUGUGGAUGUCAUUGCCCACGAGCUGAGCCACAGCUGGAGUGGUAACCUGGUUUCCAACGCAAGCUGGGAGCACUUCUGGCUCAACGAAGGAUGGACUGUCUACCUUGAGCGCAGAAUCCAGUCAGCCAUCCACGGUGAAGCCGAGUUUGACUUUUCUUCAAUCAUUGGCUGGAAGGCUCUUGAGGACUCGGUCGAGCUCUUCGGCAAAGACCACGAGUACACCAAGCUCAUAAUCAGCCACAAGAAUGUCGAUCCCGAGGACGUCUACAGCACCAUCGCUUAUGAAAAGGGCUUCCACUUCCUGUACUAUCUCGACCGACUCGUCGGCCGCGAAGCCUUUGACAAAUUCAUCCCUCACUACUUUGCCACGUGGUCCGGCAAGUCUCUCGACUCUUUCGAGUUCCGGGACACCUUUAUGGACUUCUUCAACAGUCUAGGUGACGAGGCUAUCAAGCAGAAGAUUGCCACCAUCGACUGGGACGGUCGCUUCUACACCCCUGGUCUGCCUCCCAAGCCAGACUUUGACCUGACCAUGGUGACUGCUUGCUACGAGCUGGCCACCAAGUGGAAGGAUGUUGUGGGUUCAACUCUUCAAUCUCACGUGGAUCGAAAUUCGAAGCAUGCUGACAGGCGCCAGUCAUUCGAACCCAAACCAGAAGACGUCUCAUCUUUCACGGCCAACCAAAAAAUCGUCUUCCUCGACAAGCUUCAAGAAUCCGGGCCCCUCUCUGCCGAGCGUGCCCAGCUGCUCGGAAAGAUGUACGACUUCAUCACUUCCAAGAAUGUCGAGCUCAAGUCCUCGUACUACCGCGUUGCCCUGGACGCCAACGACCCUACGUGCGUGUAUGGCGUCGCUGAGCUGCUGGGCUCCGUAGGCCGCAUGAAAUUCGUCCGCCCUCUGUUCCGAGGCCUGAACAAGGUGAACCGCAAAUUAGCUCUGGAGACGUUUGAGAAGAAUAAGGAAUUUUAUCACCCAAUCUGUAGGGGCAUGGUUGAGAAGGAUUUGGGCAUUCACAGUUAG